This is a messenger RNA of Alnus glutinosa, 513 nucleotides long. RefSeq lists its product as uncharacterized. The transcript has 2 exons. The record is from RefSeq and is a predicted model, not a curated record. NCBI's taxonomy places the organism in Eukaryota, Viridiplantae, Streptophyta, Magnoliopsida, Fagales, Betulaceae. Bases 1 to 513 code for a protein of 170 amino acids.
AUGAAGCAAGAGUUUGAGAUGAGAAUGAUUGGAGAGCUCACUUACUUUCUGGGUCUUCAAGUCAAACAAUCCCCUGAAGGGAUUUUUAUCUCUCAAUCCAAGUAUGCCAAAGACUCGGUCAAGAGGUUUGGUCUAGAUGGAAAGAGUCAUGCUCACACUCCUAUGAGUACAAGUGUGAAAAUCAGUGCUAAUGUCACAAGGAAAAGUGUGGACUCCCCUCUUUAUCGGAGCAUGAUUGGGAGUUUAUUGUACCUCACAGCAAGCGAGCCUGAUAUUGCCUUCAGCAUAGGUGUUUGUGCUCGCUUUCAAGCUAAUCCAAGGAAUCUCAUCUCACUACUGUCAAAUGCAUCAUUAGGUUAUUCUAAUGCAGAUUUGGUUGGUAAUGCAAAUGAUAGAAAAAGCACAUCGGACGGUUGCUUUUAUGUUUGCACCAAUCUGGUGGCAUGGCUGAGUAAGAAACAGUCUUUUCUUUCUCCAUCCACUGCCGAGGUAGAAUACGUUGCCCGCCGGUAG